AUGCAACGGCCGCCGCAGAGCUCAAAGCCGCCCGAUCGGCCCUCAAGCAGAGAGCGCACAUACUGGUCUCCACACGGCAAUCACGACCGCGUGGUCGACGAUGGCGACGACAAAGCUCAUGCAGCCCAUGAUGAUGAUGAUCAUGAUGACAGCUCGCAUGCAAGCUCAGCUCCUGCCCCGCCGGCGUCAGCGACUGCCAACCAGACCCCGGCCUUCUUCUCGAUGCGCAUUGUGGAUGCCGAUUCAUACAUGACUGCCCCGGUGCCGUCGCUCGAUGUGAUGCGCACAGACCACGACGGAUCAUCGUGCCACCGCGUUCCCGUCAUUCGGCUCUACGGAUCAACGCCAGCCGGCCAGCGUACCUGCCUGCACAUACAUCGCGUAUUUCCUUACAUUUACAUUCCCUACUACGGACCAACUUCAUCCGACCGCGAUGUACGACAGUACUGCUGCCAGAUGGCCGUUAGUAUCGACGUCGCUGUGGACGCAUUCAAUAACACGGGAUUCUCUGCUGGCGGAGAUUCCACCGCCGCAAGCGUUGCCGCAUCAAGGCAGAAUCCGGGGCUGUCGGGACCUGGGCGACCUGCCGCACAGCAAGCUGGCGGGUUUGCCAACAUGCGUCGCAAAGGCCAACAUGUCUUCAAGAUUGUCCUGGCUCAGGGCGCGCCAUUUUACGGAUAUGCGCCGAGGGAUCGCCUCUUCCUCAAAAUCUUCCUGUUCAAUCCUGCCACGGUUGGCAAGGUGGUGCACUUGCUCCAGAGUGGCUUUGUGAUGGGCCGUGAGUUUCAGCCGUACGAGGCUCACAUCCCGUUCCUGCUCCAGUUUCUCAUCGACUUUAACUUGUACGGGAUGAAUUUCGUGCAACUGUCGCUCGCUCGCUUCCGGCAGCCGCUCGCUCCAGAGUGCGGCGUCAAUCCAGGGCGAAUCCACGACUAUUGGCGACCCGUGUCUGUUGUCGCAGCUGGUGUCACGUCCGCAUUUUCCGCCGAGCCGAUUCCGAGUCAGCACUCUUUGUCUCACCCACACACGCCAGUGCAGACUUCCAGCACCCCUCCGCCCGCUUUGCUCAAGCUCUGGAACAGCCCAGCCGCUCGACGAGUGUAUGGUCCGAGCGGCGGUGGGUCUCAGGAUGCUGCUCCUCACGCAACGCACCAGUUUUCUCCGUCCAAGGCAGGCGCAACAACAGCAAGUGACGCUGCGUCGUCGUCGUUGUUGGCGGCAUCAAGCCUGCCAUCGCCCACCGUCUGGACAGCCGACACAAUCCCCACAGAACUGCUGUCCACGCGAAUGAUUGCAAGACAAAGCACCUGUGAAAUUGAGAUUGAUGCGCUCUGCUCAGAGAUUCUCAACCGCCACGACAUUAAAAUCGCGCGGUUGACUGCCGCUUCGCAGCCAGGCACUGCAUUCGGGCGCGGGAGCGUGCAAGAGCAAAAUCUGGUCCAAUCCCUUGCUUCCCUCUGGGACGACGAGCGAGCCCGGCGGCGCAGCGACCGCAUGUCGUCCCAAAUCACCCCGCCAGGAACCCAAGAACGGGAGCUGCCGGCCCCAGCCCCGUUUGAUGUCCAACUUCGCCAACGCAUGCAUGAUCUCGUCACGCUCCAGCCUGACGACGCGCGAGACAUGGAUGAUGUGCGCGUUGGUCGCGCUCCAACGCUCCCUUCAACUGUAGUAGACACGACCAUGUUCCCUUCACAGCAGCAUCGAGCCAUGCCUGUGGUUUUGGCAAGGUUAAGCCAUGGGCAAGCCGCGCCAGGAGGGCCAGCCAAGGUGCUGUUCCACGCUUUUGAGCCAGAGACCUUUCACUCGGAUUGGCGCGAGGGCGCCUUGUCGCCUCUGGGUCUCGUGCAUGACUUUCCUCGCGAAGCAGCGUCGCCCAUCCCUGGAAUGGCAAUGGGAAAUGGUCCUCGCGAGUCGGCCUUUUCGCGCGUUGUCGCUGGAGCGCCAGCUCCGCCUUUCGCAGCAUCGUCGUAUUCCGAAGAGUCGCAGCCUCGAGACCGAUUCGAGACCUCCAUGAUGGAAGCCGCCAUGAAUGAGGCCUACGAGCUUUUGCAGCAAGAUUUGGGGCAAGACGGACGAUCGGCUUCCGACUCGCAGGCAGCCAUGUCCACCACCUCGUUGCACACUCCAGCGCGACCGCAGCAGCCCAACCCGCGCGUUGCCGCCACUCCCUCAAGUCAAUUCCAGUUGCACGGCCCAGAACCGCGGAUGAAACACAUCCAGCCAAUGCCUUCAGUGGGCAUGCAUCGAGCCUUGUUUCCAGAGCCGAUGCAAGAGUCGUCCAAUGUCCACGAAGACGACAGCGAGCCUCCACUUCCCACCAAUGUGCAACCAAUUGUUGACACGGCUCGCCUUGAGGAGCCAGCGGAAGUGAAUGAGAUGCUGUCUGUGCUGGAAUGGCUCGAAGACCGGGCUCAGGGUCUCACGGAGCAGCAGCGCGAAGAGCACGCGCAUCUGGCUGCUGAUGAGCCCGCAGAGGACGAACUUGAUGGAAAUGCGGUACAUGGACGCGACAACCCGAACGCGGCUGGUGACCAUCAUCACCACCACAGUCAAUUUCCCACCAGCCUUUCAGAUUCAGCUGCCGACGAGAAUCUAGUCGCACAAAUGUCCCAGGCUCCCAAACACCUCAAACAACCAGAAUUUGCGCCUUCCGGUGCUCAGCCGCAAACGUCCUCGUCGAGAUCAGCCGCCAUCAAAUCCCUGCCUGCAACAGAUACCGACGAAAUGCAACAAGUCAUCUGGACCGGGCACACAGGUCAUAGCUCGUCUGGAGGGGUGUCGGCCAGCGACUCGUCCUCGUCCAAAGCAGCGCGCUCUACCAACCAUGCGGUUUCCAUGGACUCGGCUGUUUCAUCCGGACCGACCUGCUCCUCGGUCACCUCAGUGCCCCCAACGUGGGCUACAUGCCAGUCAACCUUGUGGAAACCGUUGCAAUCUUUGCACAGUGACUGUUGCCGUGAUGAUGAUGAUGAUGACGACGCUGGCUGGUCGCCUACCCUGCACGGCUGGCAAGGCUUUGCCCACGGGCCUGACGAACUUGCACGUUCGAUUCUGUCCUUCUGGUCACCCGAGCCCUCCCGAUCAGGCUCGCCUCUCCAACAGGCGUUCACCGAGCGACGCAACGCAAUCGACACGUUUGACCCAUUCAACCCCGAGCAUGUCGCCAGCGUCUGUUUCUUGUUUCAGCCUCCGCGGUGCGAUUCGCCCACCCAUGCUCCAGCUUCCUCUCAAGAAAGCAUGCAUCCAAGCUCUGCAACACCUGCUCGUCAUGUUGCCAUGCACGUGUCACCUUCAGCUCGCGAUCCGUCUCCCGUCGCCCAGGACACGGAGGACGAUGUCAUCAUGGUGAUGGAUGUUGAAGCGAACGAGCGCCGUCAGAGCAGUGCUACUACUGCAAUGGACUGCGGAGGGACGGCGACCAUCCAAGAUGUGUACACCUUUGCGGCCAAGCCGCCGUCUCGCAAGCUUGUGCAGGACUCGCUGCAGCCAAAGUACCACUUGCCGAGUGUGGCGUACACGGAACCCUUUUUCGGCAACCCGAAAGACGUGCCGCCAGCACCAACCGUCUUUGCUGGUCGAGAGUUUCCAAUCAAGUCCAAUGUUGUGGCAUGUCUCCCAGAGUUUCAUCAGCGACACAAGACGGGGCGGCAGUGGAGCUUGUACAAUGCAGAAUCCAGCGCGUUUGCUCGUCGCGUCUCGACGCUCUCACAUCACGAUGAUCACGCUUUGGAGCAGCAGCCCAUGCCAGGCCGUUCGCAAGAUCUGCCGAGCAGCAGUGGCGGCGACCUUGUGAUUUUGAGCAUGUCUCAACACUCCUUGCCGGAAGAGCGUGCAGCCAUUCCAUCGCGCAUGCCACCUCCGCCCCGCGGCCUGGAGUUCUGGAAGGCCAAGUACGGUGCUCUGGGCCAGCUGCUGGGCGACACGUCCGUCCUCGACCAGCUCGUUGCAUCGCCAGACGAGCGCGCGUUUGUGCCUGGACUCUUGCCACCUUCGUGUCUCGACGUCAAGCACUGGUUGGGGUUGCACACGGACAAGAAGCCUGCUCGGUCCGUCGCACGGCCGCCUCCAAAGUCGCUCGAUACCUCUGUGAUCCAUGCCAGUCUCUCGCAGAUCGAAGGCCCGACACCGCGGAACGAGCACCAGUUCAAGGCCAGCCCACUGGCGAUCGCAGAGGAGGCUCAGGCACUGCACGGCGUGCAGCAUGUCACCAUCUUGAGCUUGGAGGUUCAUGUCAAUACGCGGGGUGACUUUCGUCCAGAUCCCGAGCACGACCGCGUUGCUGCCAUUGUUUAUCUCCUUCGGCAUGAUGCCGUCCAUCACGUAGGUGGCCGCGACAUUCAAGGUGUCAUUAUGGUUGCGCCGUCCCUUCCGACAGCUACAACAACAACAACAACCAUGUAUGACCGGGCAUCGACGGCUGGAUCACCGCUGCAAUUCUCUGGUCUCACUGGCUGUCGCGUCACAAGUGUUGCUGACGAAACGGCGCUGUUCAUGUCGUUCAUCGACCUCGUGGCCCACUUUGAUCCCGACUUUCUUGUUGGGUAUGAGCUGCAGAUGCUCUCGCUUGGCUACCUGGUUGAUCGAGCCCGCCGCUUGCAGCUGGAUUUGUGCGCGCGAUUAGCGCGAUGCCCCACGGUACCUGUGACGGAGAGCGAGUCGGGUUCCACGAGUGCUGCUGCUGCUGCGGCUCCACCCAAUGUCUGGAAACGCUCAAACGUCACUGACAAGCAACAGCAGCAGCAGCAUCAACAGCCUCAGCAGCAACAACCUCAGCAGCAACACCCUCCUCCAGACCAGUCGACAAGAGGAGACGCGGCAGACGCUGCUGAAGCGUACAACUACUCACAUUCCUCGGGACUGCAGAUCGGCGGACGUGUGGUGCUCAAUGUGUGGCGGCUCAUGCGGUCGGAGAUUGCGCUCAACAUUUACUCGUUUGAGAACGUCGUCUACCACAUUCUGCACCAGCGCAUUCCCAAGUACACGUUUCGGACAUUGUCCGAUUGGUGGCUCGGUCAGUCGCUUGUGCGCAAGGGUGUCGCCUCCGACCUGGCCUUUCAGCGCUCGCCGUUCGCCGGCACCUCGUCCAAUUUGAGUCGAUGGCGCACGGUGCAGUAUCUGCUGACCAAGGCGCGCCUGUGCAUCGACCUGCUUGAUGAAACGGACUUUAUUGGUCGCACAAGCGAACUUGGUCGCAUCUUUGGAAUCCUGUUCGAGUCUGUGAUUACACGCGGGUCACAAUUUCGAGUGGAGUCCAUGAUGCUGCGGCUCGCCAAGCCGAUGAACUUUAUUCCCAUUUCGCCGAGCAAGCAACAGGUCGCCCAAAUGCGCGCGCCAGAGUGUGUUCCGCUCAUUCUGGAGCCCGAGUCUCGCUUUUACACCUCACCAGUCUUGGUUUUGGACUUUCAAUCCCUGUAUCCGUCCGUGAUGAUUGCGUACAACAUUUGCUACAGCACCUGUCUGGGGCGAAUGUCGCGCGGGCUCGAACGUGCCUUUGGCAUUUCGACGUUGCAAGUCCCCAAGUCGCUCUCGGCAUCCAUUGCCGAUUCCGCCACCUUGACCCCGAAUUCCGUCAUUUUUGUGAAAAAGACUGUGCGAGUUGGAGUGCUUCCCCGCUUGCUCGAUGAGAUUCUGAGAGCGCGCGUGAUGGUCAAGGACGCCAUGAAACGGCUCGACAAGAAGAUUCGCCAGUUGCAAGAGCAAGAUGCAGCGUCAAUGCCGGGCGCAGCACCAAAGACAGAAGCAAGCAAUGCUGCUGGGCAUGCAAAGACAGGUCAGCAGCAGUCCAGGGAAGAAGGCGGUUUAUCGUCCGGUUCCGACACUUCUUCCGACGAUGACAGCGAUUCGGAAGACACGGGGUCUCAUCGAAGUGAGUUUGACACUGACGGGUUGAUUUCCGCCUCCGACUUUGGCAACGGACCACGUCUCCGACAGCUGGCUCGAGUCUGGCGAUCCAAGGGAGUCAAAGCAUCAGGUCGGUCUGCUGUCAAUGCCGAUGCUGCUGCUGCUGCUGCUGCCACCACCCAUCGCUCGCAGAAGAAACCAGAGGACGCGGGAAAUACAUCAUCCCACACAAAUCCACCGUCCCACCCGUCCGCGACAACCGGGAGCCAUUCCACUCGGAACAGCGUGUCGGCGGAACUGAACGAGCUCCGGGCAUUGCGGCGCAUCUUGAAUGCACGCCAGCUUGGUCUGAAAAUGAUUGCGAAUGUGACGUAUGGCUACACGUCUGCCAACUUUUCCGGUCGAAUGCCAUGUGUGGAGAUUGCGGACAGCAUUGUGGCCAUGGCCCGCCAAACGCUCGAGCGGGGAAUUGAUCUCGUCAACAAGACUUCAAAGUGGGGCGCUCGAGUUGUGUACGGCGACACGGAUAGCAUGUUUGUGCUUCUUCCUGGUGCCACGCGCGAGCGAGCCUUCCAGGUUGGUCGAGAAAUUGCAGAAAGUGUGACGGCCAUGAACCCAAGUCCAGUUCGUCUGAAAUUUGAAAAGGUCUACCAUCCGUGCGUUCUACAAGCCAAGAAGCGCUAUGUCGGUGCUUCGUAUGAGUUUGACGAGCAGCGCGAGUUUGUUUUUGAUGCCAAGGGCAUCGAAACCGUACGACGAGAUGGAUGCAAGGCCGUUUCCAAGACGCUCGAAAAGUCGCUCAAAAUUCUGUUUCGGUCGGCAAAUCUGUCGCGUGUCAAGGCGUACGUGCAACGCCAGUUUCGAAAGUUACUCGAAGAGCGUGUGGCCUUGUCAGACAUUGUGUUUGCCAAAGAGUUGCGCGACAUUGGUGGCUACAAGGACCCGCUGAUGCAGCCUGUCGCGCUGCUCUCCAUCCGAGCUCGCGAGCGCGAUCCGCGUGCAUUGCCCCGGCACGGUGAGCGCGUACCCUAUGUCGUGGUGCACGGGCCUCCUGGAUCGCGCCUCAUUGACGGUGUGCGGGCGCCCGAGGAGUUUCUGAACGAUCCGACACUGCGCAUUCAUGGGACGUACUACAUUACUCGCCAGAUCAUUCCGGCUCUGGAGCGCGUCUUCCAGUUGGUCGGAGUCGAUGUCCGCUCGUGGUUUGACGAGCUGCCCAAGACGGUGCGACUCACCGCGCAGUCGCGUCGCCAUCUCCAGAUGCGGCAGCGCAUGGCCGAGAUGCUGCAGCACCGCCAGCGAGAGGCCCGCCAGCUUCAAAUCGAAAUAUCAACCGGCGAAAGCCACGAUGGAGACGCGGAGGCGGCAACCGCAGGUAUCCGCGAGGCUUUCCCGUGGGCCACCAGCACCAGCAGCAGCAGCAACAACAACAACAACAACAACAUGCCAAAUGCCUCAAGCAUAACGCUUGGUGGUGGCGGAUUUGGCAAUCGCCGAGCCGCCAUCGGCCGAGGAGGUCGCGGCAACAAAACAACCAGCGCGGCACUGCGUGAUGUCAACAACAAGACCAUCUCGCAGUUUUACGCCUCAGUGCACUGUCCCGUGUGUGCUGGGAUUAUUUCUGACGGUCAGAUAAUUUGUGUAUCGUGCCGCACAAACUCACAGCAGACGGCGCUCUUGUUGUCUGCGCGCAUGGCUCGCUGGGAUGGGAGCUCGACUCGGUUGGAAGCGCUCUGCGGGUCGUGCGCCAAUGGUCCGGCAGCCGGCGACCUCUGCGUUUCGCUGGACUGUCCGGUCAACUACGAUCGGCAUCGCCUCAACGGAAAACGGGUCUUGCAGUUCGAGUAUCAAGAGAUUUUGUCCCUGCUCGACGCAAGGGCAGCGGGUGGUGGAAAUGGUUCCAGUGCGCCUGCACCGUCGGUGUCAGCUCUAGCUCCUCUGCACCUUCCCUCGGAGCGACAGAGUCGAGCUCGCGAUGAUGAUGAUGUGAGCGUCAGUCAUGUUAUCGAUGACAGCGACGCCGCGCCGAGCGUGAUACCGCAAGAGCAAUUCCAAGCGGUUCGCCAAGCACAACGGCCCAAACUGGUCGACGCCACCGCGCCAGACGAUGAUGGAGACGAUCAUCCAGUUGAUCCAGGUCACCCCGUUUUAUCAGAGGCGCAAGUCGAGUUUGCGCGGCAGACGGUCGAAAGUGCUCCGCCGCAACACCAAAUUUCCGUCCUCGAUAACACGAGUGCAUGCAUGGCCGAUCGCGAGGAUGUCCCUGGCCGUUCCCCCGGAUUUCUUUUAGCGUGGGAGGCUUUGUCGUCCCAACGCUAG
Messenger RNA from Capsaspora owczarzaki ATCC 30864, 8160 nucleotides. RefSeq names its product DNA polymerase zeta catalytic subunit. The record is from RefSeq and is a predicted model, not a curated record. Gene Ontology annotation, biological process: double-strand break repair via homologous recombination; error-prone translesion synthesis. NCBI's taxonomy places the organism in Eukaryota, Filasterea, Ministeriida, Capsasporidae. The coding region runs from base 1 to 8160 and encodes 2719 amino acids. Gene Ontology annotation, cellular component: nucleus; zeta DNA polymerase complex. The transcript has 3 exons. Gene Ontology annotation, molecular function: DNA binding; DNA-directed DNA polymerase activity; nucleotide binding.